Molecule: messenger RNA, 805 nt
Organism: Lycium barbarum (goji berry)
Lineage: Eukaryota; Viridiplantae; Streptophyta; Magnoliopsida; Solanales; Solanaceae
Product: probable pectinesterase 29
Exons: 3
Biological process (GO): cell wall modification
Molecular function (GO): pectinesterase activity
Source: RefSeq, a predicted model, not a curated record
AGAUGGAAGGUAACAGAUUCUACAAAUCAUGUCAAUUAUCUUUUUCCCUUUUUACCUUCUAAUUAAAGGAAUACAACUCCCUAUAUAGAGUUGUAUUGAAGUGGGGUUUUCAGUUAUUUUUUAUUUUAAAUCUUGUAUUUAUUCAGCUUAAACUUGUUAUUUCCUAGUUUCUUUUCCCUUUCAGCACUGAUCUUUUCUUGAAAAUAUGGUUUCUUUUUUCUGUACAAUUCUUGUUUUCGUCUUCAUGGGGUUAGUUGAACUAGGAAAUGCAAGAUUUCAUAGUGAUUAUCAGUGGAAACAGCAAAAUUUGAACUAUCCAACAGUGUAUGUCGAUUCAUCUGGACAUGGACAUUUCUUAACUAUUCAAUCUGCCAUUGAUUCUGUGCCUCAGAAUAACCAGAAUUGGAUUUGUAUUAUCAUCAAAGCUGGACAGUAUAGAGAACAAGUGAAAAUUCCUAGAGAGAAGCCAUAUAUUUAUCUCAAAGGAGAAGAAAGUGGAAAAACAAGUAUAACUUGGGAUGCUCAUGAGUCAAUUGCUACAGAUGCUACUUUUACUUCUGAGGCUGACAAUACAAUUGUGGAAAGUAUAACCAUCAUAAAUUCUUACAAUUAUCCUCCGAAAAGCAACAAUAAUCCGAGGGUGGUGGCCGUGGCAGCCAUGAUUUCCGGUGACAAAUCAGUUUUUUAUAAGUGUAAAUUUCUUGGAUUACAAGACACAUUAUGGGAUGUUCAAGGAAGACAUUAUUUCAAGCUUUGCACCAUUGAAGGAGCUGUUGAUUUCAUCUUUGGUAAUGGCCAAUCUAUU